Molecule: messenger RNA, 4193 nt
Organism: Cyprinodon tularosa
Lineage: Eukaryota; Metazoa; Chordata; Actinopteri; Cyprinodontiformes; Cyprinodontidae
Gene: fermt2
Product: fermitin family member 2
Exons: 17
Coding region: 200-2287 (695 amino acids)
Biological process (GO): integrin-mediated signaling pathway; cell-matrix adhesion
Cellular component (GO): extrinsic component of cytoplasmic side of plasma membrane; focal adhesion
Molecular function (GO): integrin binding
Source: RefSeq, a predicted model, not a curated record
AGGGCUGGACUCCAUUAAUCCGAAGCCUGCUGCUGCCUGGAAAACUGUUUGGGAUACUUCACUUCUUCAGCGACUUCUUCGGGGAUUUCUUUCUGUUUUUAGCACCAAGUCCAGAACAUAUACAUGAUUUAAAGAAGUGGGACUCAUUCUGCGCCGUUUAAUCUACUCUUUAGGUAUUUUUUUUCCGUCUUUGUGAAGGAUGGCUCUGGAUGGGAUCCGGAUGCCCGAUGGCUGCUACGCCGAUGGGACGUGGGAGCUGAAGAUGCACGUUACCGACCUCCACAGGGAUGUGUCUCUGAGGGUCACCGGAGAAAUCCACAUUGGUGGUGUAAUGCUCAAACUUGUGGAGAAACUAGAUGUGAAGAAGGACUGGUCGGACCACGCCUUGUGGUGGGAAAAGAAGAAGACAUGGCUGCUAAAAACCCACUGGACGUUGGACAAGUACGGCAUCCAGGCCGACGCCAGGUUGCUCUUCACACCACAGCACAAACUGCUGCGCCUCCAGCUGCCCAACAUGAAGCACAUGAAGGUCAAGGUGAACUUCUCAGACCGGGUCUUCAAGGCGGUGUCGGACAUCUGCAAGACUUUCAAUAUCCGCCACCCAGAGGAGCUGUCUCUACUGCGCAAACCUCGUGAUCCCAAGAAGAAAAAGAAAAAGUUGGAGGAGGCAGAAGAGGACGACCUGGAGCUGGAGGGUCCCCUGUUGACUACUGGAACAGCCUCUGAGAUAAUUUACAUCGGACCUGUUAAAGGAAGCAUCUACUCUAGUCCAGGCUUGUACAGCAAGACCAUGACCCCAACCUACGACUCCAGGGAUGGCAGCCCCCUGUCGCCAACCUCGGCGUGGUUUGGGGACAGCCCCCUGUCGGAGGGUAACCCCAGCAUCCUUGCUGUCAGCCAGCCAAUAUCCUCACCCGACAUCCUGGUCAAACUCUACAAACCCCAGUCUCUGCUGGACAAAGCGAAGAUCAAUCAAGGGUGGUUGGAUUCAUCCCGGUCUCUCAUGGAGCAGGAUGUAAAGGAGAACGAUGUGCUCCUGCUGAGGUUUAAAUAUCACAGCUUCUUUGACCUCAACCCAAAGUAUGAUGCCAUCCGAGUCAACCAGCUCUAUGAACAGGCCAAGUGGGCCAUCCUGCUGGAGGAAAUUGAGUGCACAGAGGAGGAAAUGAUGAUGUUUGCUGCCCUGCAGUACCACAUCAACAAGCUGUCAAUCAUGUCUUCAGACAACCACAUGAAUAACAGCGAGAAGGAGGUGGAUGAGGUGGAUGCAGCGCUGUCGGAUUUGGAGAUUACUCUGGAAGGGGGGAAAACCUCCAAUACUCUGGGCGACAUCACAUCUAUUCCAGAGCUAGCAGACUAUGUCAAAGUUUUCAAACCCAAGAAGCUGACGCUGAAGGGCUAUAAGCAGUACUGGUGCACGUUCAAGGACAUCACCAUUUCCUGCUACAAGAGCAAAGAGGAAGCACAUGGGACGCCUGCUCAUCAAAUGAAUCUAAGAGGUUGUGAGGUAACGCCAGAUGUGAACAUUUCUGGUCAGAAAUUCAACAUCAAAUUAUUAAUCCCUGUGGCGGAUGGGAUGAAUGAGAUCUGGCUUCGGUGUGACACGGAGAAACAGUACGCUCACUGGAUGGCUGCUUGUCGCUUGGCCUCCAAAGGAAAGACCAUGGCUGACAGUUCAUACAACUUAGAGGUCCAAAAUAUUCUCUCCUUCCUCAAGAUGCAGCACAUGAACCCUGACCCCCAGUUCAUUGAACCGAUCACCACCGAUAUUAACCCAGAGUGUCUGGUAUCCCCGCGUUACCUUAAGAAAUACAAGAACAAGCAGCCAGGGUAUAUCAGGGAUUUGAUUUCAGCCCGGAUUCUUGAAGCCCACCAGAACGUUGCCCAGAUGAGUCUAAUCGAGGCCAAGAUGCGCUUCAUUCAGGCAUGGCAAUCCUUGCCAGAGUUUGGAAUCACUCACUUCCUUGCAAAGUUUCAGGGAGGAAAGAAAGAAGAGCUGAUUGGAAUCACCUAUAAUCGUCUGAUCCGGAUGGAUGCCCACACUGGAGAUGCCAUCAAGACCUGGCGCUUUAGCAACAUGAAGCAGUGGAAUGUUAACUGGGAGAUCAAGAUGGUGACCGUUGAGUUUGCAGAUGAACCCAGCCUGUCCUUCAUCUGUGCAGAAGUGGACUGCAAGGUGGUUCACGAGUUCAUCGGUGGCUACAUCUUUCUGUCGACACGCGCCAAGGACCAGAAUGAGUCGCUAGAUGAGGAAAUGUUCUAUAAACUGACCAGCGGCUGGGUCUGAGGUGUCCCAGUUCAAAGGGGGUCGAUGAUUUUAGAUCGGGGGAAAUGGGUGAGGGUAGGAAGUCGAGCAGGCUUAUGAGGUUAUUUUAUUUUAUUAUUUUUUUUUUUUUGUCUUUUCAACUGUUAAAAACUGUGCUGAAUUAGCACAUAUUUUUGCCAAGACUGACACAAUUAUUGUUCUAAUUUGUUUUUAUAUAUAUAUUUGCAUUAAUGCUCACAGUCAUUUCUUGCCUUAUUAAUGUUCUGGCUGGUACCAUCCAGAUGAAGGCGGAGUCUUAGUCUGAGAACCUUCUUCUGCUUUUGCUCUCAUCUCUCCUUCUCUCAGAAUUACGGCCACAGUUUUGUUUAGAUUUAAUCCCAAAGAAUAACUUAAAUAAGAGUUAUUACUGAUAUUAAAGUGUGGAAAAUUUUGGAGGGAAAGGUUUUCACACACUUAUUUCUUUAAUUACCAAAAAUAUAAAAAAAGGAAUCAGAGCAUAUCUAACCAUUAAAGCCUUAUGAUUUAAUUUAGUUAAGUUUUAAUGCCAAACUAUCAAAAUGAAAAAAAUUGUUGGAUUUGGUUAAAUCAGUAAUGAACUGUAAUUUAAAAGAUUUCCUUGCCCAAAAAAGUAGAAUAGUGGUCAGAUGGUAGAAGCUAAAACCUUUCCAUAUAAACUAAUGUGUAUUUAUUUAUAAUAAAGGAAGGAGUCCAUUAAAUCUGAUCAGCAGCACCAGCUUCUCUUUGCUUUUUGUGUUCACUUUUUUUUUUCUAUAAAUAUCUUUUAACAACCGGAUCUAAGCUCUUCUCCUCUAUACAUUGAUCUUUAUUGAUAAGCUGUUAUAUUCUGCUUCAUAUUUCACGAAAUCUGUCUCUCUUGCUGAGCCACCCUGUUGGUUAUGUAUUAACCUGACACAGAAACACCUUGUGAGCCUUCCUUUGCAUUUAAAAUACUGCUAAUAGGAAGCAUUUCCAAAAACAAUACAGUUCAGUGCACUGUGAUAAGCAUCCUGUGGGUUUCACCCUCCUGGAUGUUCCAGGUUAGGUCAACAUGUCUUUUUCAGUUCCAGUAUGCGCUAAAACACCACUUUGCCUAUAAUUUUUUAGCUGUAAUAGAAAAAGAUAUGGCCGUCUGUAGCUGCUUUACAAGUUUGAACCAACUGGAAACUUGAAGUUACAGUUAAAGUGCAUGCAGAUACUACGCAACAGGAGGAACACUAUCACAAUCCCUGGAAGCACGUCCUACGUCAAUGAAGUCUAGUUUCUCGCCGUAUAGUAUUAUAUCCUUAGCAAUACACACCAGCAAAACAUCACAGAAUUUAAAGAAUGAAUAUAUGCAAUUUUUGUUCUCUUCUCAGUAUGAAGGAUUGAUAAAUGAAGUAUUAUUGUUAUUUUUUGUAACUAAUGUAAAAACACAAACGUUUUAUAGAAUUGUACAGUGUUUUUCUUUUUUUGCUUUGGGAUUUUGGAGGUUUUUGUUUUAUUGUUUUCCAUUCAGAAGCCAUCAGUCGACGUGUGUAGCCUUCAGAAGAGUGUCUGGGUAUAUCGAGUUUUCACAUGAAGAUGCAUAUAAAUUCAGAUGAAGAUAACCCUACUCAGAAACUUCAGGUUUGGUCUAGCCUUUUUUUUUUCUUAUGUGCAUCCAAACCUUAUAAGUGUCUUUGUUCUUCUUUAUUUUGGUCAUUUAUUUUUGUGUCUUGUCCUAUUUGCAAAAAAAAGUCCAGUUAUAGCCAUAUUUAUUUGUUUCAACUGACAGCAAUUAUUUAGAAGCAUUUCUGCCUUAUAUUCUAGCUUGUUCACAAUUUUUAGACAACUUUUUUUUGUUGUUGUCACAACUGAACUGCACCAUAUAAUAUGGUGAAAUGACCUUGAAGUUUGUGACCGUUUCACAUAAAAGUAAUAUUAAAGAGGUGAGAAAGAACCAAGCAUA